Molecule: messenger RNA, 4811 nt
Organism: Leptonychotes weddellii (Weddell seal)
Lineage: Eukaryota; Metazoa; Chordata; Mammalia; Carnivora; Phocidae
Source: RefSeq, a predicted model, not a curated record
UCAGGUGUGAGAACUGGCUCUGCCCCAGAUAUGCCAUGGGGCAGACUGCCUACCCACUGGCCUCCAUUUCCUCCUCCGUAAAGUGAGAGAGAAUCCCUGCCUCUCUCCAAUGAGGAUACACGCAGGAAAGGACUUGGUCCCUGGUGAGGUUCAUCUCACUGGGUCUGCUCAUCUCUGCCCUCCAGCGAACCGCUGUAAGAGGGCCCAGGCGAAGAGCUGCACAGAGUGCAUCCGCGUGGACAGGGAAUGUGCCUACUGCACGGACCAGAUGUUCAAGGAGCAGCGCUGCAACACCCAGGCAGAGCUGCUGGCUGCCGGCUGCCGGUGGGAGAGCGUAGUGGUCAUGGAGAGCAGCUUCGAGAUCACAGAGGACACCCCGAUCAACCCCAACCUGCAGCGCAGCCAGGUGUCGCCCCAGGGGUUACGGGUCCGGCUGCGGCCUGGUGAGGAGCAACACUUUGAGCUGAAGGUGUUCGAGCCCGAGAAGAGCCCUGUGGACCUGUACAUCCUCAUGGAUUUCUCCAACUCCAUGUCUGACGAUCUGGACAACCUCAAGCAGAUGGGAGAGAGACUGGCCCAGGUCCUGAGAGAGCUCACUGAUGACUACGCUAUUGGAUUUGGCAAGUUUGUGGACAAAGUCAGCGUCCCUCAGACAGACAUGAGGCCUGAGAAGCUGAAGGAGCCCUGGCCCAACAGUGACGCCCCCUUCUCCUUCAAGAAUGUCAUCAGCCUGACGGAAAACUUGGAAGAGUUUCGGAAUAAACUGCUAGGGGAGCGGAUCUCAGGCAACCUGGACGCCCCUGAAGGAGGUUUUGAUGCCAUCCUGCAGGUGGCCGUGUGCACGAGGGACAUUGGCUGGCGGCCCAACAGCACCCACCUGCUGGUGUUCUCCACCGAGUCGGCUUUCCACUAUGAGGCAGACGGUGCCAACGUGCUGGCCGGCAUCGUGAGCCGCAAUGACGAGGCAUGCCACCUGGACUCCUCGGGCACCUACACCCAGUACAGGACGCAGGACUAUCCGUCCGUGCCCACCCUGGUGCGCCUGCUUGGCAAACACAACAUCAUCCCCAUCUUCGCUGUCACCAACUACUCCUACAGCUAUUACGAGAAGCUGCACACGUACUUUCCUGUCUCCUCACUGGGGGUGCUGCAAGAGGACUCCUCCAACAUUGUGGAGUUGCUGCAGGAAGCCUUCAACCGCAUUCGUUCCAACUUGGACAUCCGGGCCCUGGAAAGCCCCCGAGGCCUGCGGACAGAGGUCACCUCCAAUGACUUACAAAAGACGAAUACUGGGUCCUUUCACAUCCAGCGGGGGAAAGUGGGCACGUACCAGGUGCAGCUGCGGGCUAUGGAGUCUGUGGAUGGGACUCACGUGUGCCAGCUGGGGGAAGAGGACCAGAAGGGCAACAUCCACCUGAAGCCCUCCUUCUCGGACGGCCUCUGGAUGGAUGCGGGCAUCAUCUGCGACGUGUGUCCAUGUGAGCUGCAAAAAGAGGAGCUUUCAGCUCGCUGCAACCACCACGGCGACUUCGUGUGUGGACACUGUGUGUGCAGUGAGGGCUGGAGUGGCAAGACCUGCAGCUGUUCCACGGGCUCAUUGAGUGACAUAGCGCCCUGCCUGCGGGAGGACGAGGACAAGCCGUGCUCUGGGCGUGGCGAGUGCCAGUGUGGCCACUGUGUGUGCUACGGAGAAGGCCGCUACGAGGGGCUGUUCUGCGAGUAUGACAACUUCCAGUGUCCCCGUGCCUCCGGGGUCCUCUGUAACGACCGGGGACGCUGUUCCAUGGGCCAGUGCGUGUGUGAGCCUGGGUGGACAGGCUUGAGCUGUGACUGUCCUCUCAGCAAUGCCACCUGCAUCGACAGCAGUGGGGGCAUCUGUAACGGGCGUGGCUACUGCGAGUGUGGCCGCUGCCACUGUAACCAGCAGUCGCUCUACACGGACACCAUCUGUGAGAUCAACUACUCAGCGAUCCGCCUGGGCCUCUGCGAGGACCUGCGCUCCUGUGUGCAGUGCCAAGCCUGGGGCACCGGUGAGAAGAAAGGCCGCACAUGCGAGGAGUGCAGCUUCAAGGUCAAGAUGGUGGACGAGCUUAAGAGAGGAGAGGAGGUGGUGGAGCACUGCUCCUUCCGGGAUGAGGAGGAUGACUGCACGUACAGCUACACCGUGGAGGGCGACGGAGCCCCCGGGCCCAACAGCACUGUCCUGGUACACAGCAAGAAGGACUGCCCACCCAGGUCCUUCUGGUGGCUCAUCCCUCUGCUCAUCUUCCUGCUGCUGCUCCUGGCGCUGCUACUGCUCCUCUGCUGGAAGUACUGCGCCUGCUGCAAGGCUUGCCUGGCACUUCUCCCUUGCUGCAACCGAGGUCACAUGGUGGGCUUCAAGGAAGACCACUACAUGCUGCGGGAGAACCUGAUGGCCUCGGACCACCUGGAUACGCCCAUGUUACGCAGCGGGAACCUCAAGGGACGGGACAUGGUCCGAUGGAAGAUCACCAACAACGUGCAGCGGCCUGGCUUUGCCACCCACGCCUCCAGCACCAACCCCACAGAGCUGGUGCCCUACGGGCUGUCCCUGCGCCUCGCCCGCCUGUGCACCGAGAACCUGCUGAAACCUGACACGCGAGAGUGUAACCAGCUGCGCCAGGAGGUGGAGGAGAACCUGAAUGAGGUGUACCGACAGAUAACAGACUCACAUAAGCUCCAGCAGACUAAGUUCCGGCAGCAGCCCAACGCCGGGAAAAAGCAGGACCACACCAUCGUGGACACGGUACUGACGGCACCCCGCUCAGCCAAGCAGGCCUUGCUGAAGCUGACAGAGAAGCAUGUGGAACAGGGGUCCUUCCAUGAGCUCAAGGUGGCCCCGGGCUACUACACCCUCACUGCAGACCAGGAUGCCCGGGGCAUGGUGGAGUUCCAGGAGGGCGUGGAGCUGGUAGACGUGCGGGUGCCCCUCUUCAUCCGGCCUGAGGACGACGACGAGAAGCAGCUGCUGGUGGAGGCUAUCGACGUACCCAUGGGCACCGCCACCCUCGGCCGCCGCCUCGUAAACAUCACCAUCAUCAAGGAGCAAGCCAGCGGGAUAGUGUCUUUUGAGAAGCCCGAGUACUCGGUCAGCGGCGGGGAGCAAGUGGCCCGCAUUCCUGUCGUCCGGCGCAUCCUGGACAAUGGCAAGUCCCAGGUGUCCUACCGCACACAGGAUAACACUGCGCUGGGCAACCGGGACUACAUCCCCGCAGAGGGUGAGCUGCUGUUCCAACCUGGGGAGACCUGGAAGGAGCUGCAGGUGAAGCUCCUGGAGCUGCAGGAGAUAGACUCCCUCCUGCAGGGCCGCCAGACCCGCCGCUUCCACAUUCAACUCACCAACCCCAAGUUCGGGGCUCGCCUGGGCCAGCCCCACUCAGCCACCGUCAUCAUUGGGGACCCAGACGAACUGGACCAGAACUUCACAAGCCAGACACUGUCAUCGUUCCCUCACCAUGGUGACCUGGGUGCCCCCCAGAACCCCAAUGCCAAGGCUGCCGGGUCCCGGAAGAUCCUUUUCAACUGGCUGCCCCCUCCUGGCAAGCCAACAGGGUACAGGGUCAAGUACUGGAUCCAGGGUGACUCUGAGUCCGAAGCCCACCUGCUUGACAGCAAGGUGCCCUCGGCGGAGCUCACCAACCUGUACCCAUAUUGCGAGUACGAGAUGAAGGUGUGCGCCUAUGGGGCACAGGGCGAGGGCCCCUACAGCUCCUUGGUGUCCUGCUGCACCCAACAGGAAGUACCCAGUGAGCCAGGGCGUCUGGCCUUCAAUGUCGUCUCCUCCACGGUGACCCAGCUGAGCUGGGCUGAGCCGGCUGAGACCAACGGCGAGAUCACGGCCUACGAGGUCUGCUACGGCUUGGUCAACGAGGACAACCGACCCAUCGGGCCCAUGAAGAAGGUAUUGGUGGACGCUCCCAAGAGGCGGAUGCUGCUCAUUGAGAACCUUCGGGAGUCCCAGCCAUACCGCUACACGGUGAAGGCGCGCAAUGGGGCAGGCUGGGGCCCGGAGCGGGAGGCCAUCAUCAACCUGGCCACCCAACCCACGCGGCCCAUGUCCAUCCCUAUCAUCCCGGACAUCCCCAUUGUGGACGCCCGGUGUGGGGAAGACUACGAGAGCUUCCUCAUGUACAGUGAUGACGUUCUACGCUCCCCUCCUGGCAGCCAGAGGCCUAGCGUCUCCGAUGACACUGGUGAGUGGGUCUGGGAUCCAUGUCCCCGGGAGGAGGUGGGGCUGUCACAGGUGUCCAGAGAAAGCAAUGGCGCCAGUGACCACUAGGCAUAGAGAUCAAGACUAGCAGUCCCUCUCGGCUCCACAUGGAUAUCUGCAGAGCCUACCAUCUGACAAGCACCAUACUGGCGUGGGGUACAGAGGGGACAAAGCCAACGCGGCCCAUGGGCAGUCAUGUGCACAGGCAAACAGACUUGAUUGGGAGCAGAUGCACACAGGGCUGUGCAGGGCCACGCACACGGGACCAUGUGGAAACACAGCCUUACACGCGGAAGGCUGUGCCACGGACUCAGGACAUUCAGGCCACCUCCCAGGGACAAGGCUGUGUGGGAGGGGGCAGGCAUGACCCCCCUGCCCUGCCCUGUCCUCUGGUCCUGCUCCUCCUCCCUCCUGAUUGCCCGCAGUGCGGGAUAAAGGGCCCUCAGCUGAACUCCCUCGUACUCAGUUUUAGCUUUGGCUCCACUGUGGGCCAUCAGAUGAACUGCUCACCCUCUCUGUGCCUCAGUGUUCUGACCUGUAAAAUAGGAUGCCAAUCAUACCAUGCCAUGAGUCAAAAUCC